AUGUCUAAUAUUCAUUAUAUCAAGGGAAAUAUCUUGAAAGGACGAACUUACAAAAGGAUCAUAAUACAUUCCUGUAAUGCAAAUGGUGCAUGGGGUGGAGGCAUUGCUUACCAGUUAGCGGUGAAACAUCCUAAGGCAGAAGAAGUGUACGUUGACUUAUGCGAAAGAUUUGGUCAGAAGUUACUUGGGAAAUGUGUGGUGAUACCCAGCUAUAGCGAUGAUGAUGUGCUUAUUGGAUGUUUAUUUACAUCAAUAUUUGGAGGUGCGAGCCAUGGCAGCGGCACUAGUAUAGUUGAUUAUACUGACAAGGCUCUAUCACAUUUUGAUGAGUUGUUGGCAAAAGAACAGAGUAAAUCUGAUAACGCAAAUCUUGAUAAAGAAAUUGAGAAACUAUUGAAACUGAAGAGCGGAGUACUUAAGGAUUACAAGCUCGAGAUGCCAAAAAUCAAUAGCGGUAUAUUUGGAGUCCCUUGGCCAGAAACCGAGGAAGUAUUAAAGAAGUAUGACAGAUCUAUGAAUUUUACUGUGUAUGAACUCUGA
This is a messenger RNA of Nakaseomyces glabratus, 540 nucleotides long. It is a transcript of the gene POA1, whose product is annotated as ADP-ribose 1''-phosphate phosphatase. NCBI's taxonomy places the organism in Eukaryota, Fungi, Ascomycota, Saccharomycetes, Saccharomycetales, Saccharomycetaceae. Gene Ontology annotation, biological process: peptidyl-glutamate ADP-deribosylation. The record is from RefSeq and is a predicted model, not a curated record.